AAGAGUUAAGAAACUUGAAACCUUGUUUGCGCAACAAUCAGCGCCGCGGAGCCGCCAAAGUGUCUAGACUGGCAUAUGAUGGGAGGCAGCCAAUGACUCCGCGGCGCUCCUCCGGGGGCCCUCAGUGUGCGUUUGAGGAGAACAAAAAAGAGAGAGAGCGCCGAGCGGGGGAGCGAGCGAGGGAGCGGAGCCCAGAGAAAGAGCCGCCGGGCGCUGCCUCGCCAAACCUCGCUGGGACCGCGGGGCCACCGGGAGGCACUUUGGUGGAGGGGGGAGGGGGGCGACCUCGGCAGCAGCGGCGCUCGAAGCGACCCAGCGUAGCGUGGGGCGGGCUGCGACCUCUGCCUCGGUGGAUUGCAUUUUUAAUUAAGGAUUCCCAGCAGCUCUUUGGGAUUUUCUUUACGGCUUCCACUCAUGUGUUGACACCCGCGUUCAGGAGAGACUUGCCCCAAAUGCACCGAGUGCCCAGGACCUGAGACGGAGUUGCUUUUCGUGCGUGCAAAUCCAAGCAUUUUGGGUUUUGUUUGGGACCUUUUUCUUGCUUUGCUUUUAUUUUUAUUUUAUUUUAUUGCAGGGAUCUGGGAGUUAUCCACAAGCCUGAGUUUCGGAUCCUGCAGAGAAAACUCCUGUAGCGUUAGCACUUGGCUUUUGAAGGGAGAGCUGUGCAGACAUUUGGGGGUACGACGCAAGCGCUUUGUGCUGGUAUACCAGCCGCGCAACUUUUGAAGGCUCGCCGGCCCAUGCAGGGUGUUUCUAGCAUCGCUUCGCCCGCGAGUCCCUUAAGGCUCCAGGGCAGCUGGAGUUGAGCAGUCCCGGUCUACCGUGGUCCAUGUAGCCCGCUGGUCCCGCGCGGACUGCGACUCGGCGCGCUCGUGUUCCCGGCCCUGCCCGGCGCGAGCUCCCUCAUGUUGCAGUCCUGCGGUGCCCCUUCGACGACAGGCUGUGCGCGGUCUGCACGGCGCCCCGUGGCAGAGCUUCAUGUAGGGCUGCGGCCCGCGCAGCCGGCGCCUCGUUGAGGGAACGGACCCCCGGUAAUCGGAGACCGCCUCCCCUCCCACCACCCCAGGCGCCAAAGGAUAUCGUAUGUUCAGGUCUAAACGCUCGGGGCUGGUGCGGCGACUUUGGCGAAGUCGUGUAGUCCCUGAUCGGGAGGAAGGUAGCGGUGGAGGCGGUGGUGGCGACGAGGAUGGGAGCCUGGGCAGCGGAGCUGAGCCUGCCCCGCGGGCAAGAGAAGGCGGAGGCUGCAGCCGCUCCGAAGUCCGCUCGGUAGCCCCGCGGCGGCCCCGGGACGGAGUGGGACCGCGAGGCGCCCUGAUCGCAGGCAGGCGCCGGCGCACGGGGGGCCCCCCGAGGCCGGUGUCGGAGCCGGGGGCCGGAGCCGGGGGCUCCUCGCUGGAUGUGGCGGAACCUGGAGGCCCGGGCUGGCUGCCUGAGAGUGACUGCGAGACGGUGACCUGCUGUCUCUUCUCUGAGCGGGACGCUACAGGCGCGCCCCGGGACUCAGGCGAUCCCUCAGCGGGGCAGUCCCUGGAGCCGGAGGAGGGCAGCGGGCCUCGGAGUCGCGAAGCCCGUUCCCGGCUGCUGCUUCUGGAGCAGGAGCUCAAGACAGUCACGUACUCGCUGCUCAAGCGGCUCAAGGAGCGUUCGCUGGACACGCUGUUGGAGGCGGUGGAGUCCCGCGGCGGCGUGCCGGGAGGCUGCGUGCUGGUGCCGCGCGCCGACCUCCGCCUAGGCGGCCAGCCCGCGCCACCGCAGCUGCUGCUCGGCCGCCUCUUCCGCUGGCCAGACCUGCAGCACGCAGUGGAGCUGAAACCCCUGUGCGGCUGCCACAGCUUCGCCGCCGCCACCGACGGACCUACAGUGUGUUGCAACCCCUACCACUUCAGCCGACUCUGCGGGCCAGAAUCACCGCCACCCCCCUAUUCUCGGCUGUCUCCUCGUGACCAGUACAAGCCACUGGAUCUGUCCGAUUCCACAUUGUCUUACACUGAAACCGAGGCCACCAACUCCCUCAUCACUGCUCCGGGUGAAUUCUCAGAUGCCAGCAUGUCUCCGGAUGCCACCAAGCCGAGCCACUGGUGCAGCGUGGCGUACUGGGAGCACCGGACACGCGUGGGCCGCCUCUAUGCGGUGUACGACCAGGCUGUCAGCAUCUUCUACGACCUACCUCAGGGCAGCGGCUUCUGCCUGGGCCAGCUCAACCUGGAUCAGCGCAGCGAGUCGGUGCGGCGCACGCGCAGCAAGAUUGGCUUCGGCAUCCUGCUCAGCAAGGAGCCUGACGGUGUGUGGGCCUACAACCGGGGCGAGCACCCCAUCUUCGUCAACUCCCCGACUCUGGAUGCGCCUGGAGGCCGCGCCUUGGUCGUGCGCAAGGUGCCACCGGGCUACUCCAUCAAGGUGUUUGACUUUGAGCGCUCAGGGCUGCUGCAGCAUGCGGAUGCUGCCCAUGGCCCCUACGACCCACACAGCGUGCGCAUUAGCUUCGCCAAGGGCUGGGGACCCUGCUACUCGCGACAAUUCAUCACCUCUUGCCCCUGUUGGCUGGAGAUUCUCCUCAACAACCACAGAUAGCAUCGCGGCUGCCAGAGCGCCGCAGCAUCCCCCAACCUCCGGGGGUCAGCGCCUAGAGACGCCACCCCAGGGACAACCUCGCCUUCCCCCCAGAUAUCAUCUACCUAGAUUUAAUAUAAAGUUUUAUAUAUUAUAUGGA
Messenger RNA from Acomys russatus (golden spiny mouse), 2710 nucleotides. It is a transcript of the gene Smad6, whose product is annotated as SMAD family member 6. Gene Ontology annotation, biological process: anatomical structure morphogenesis; transforming growth factor beta receptor signaling pathway; BMP signaling pathway. Lineage: Eukaryota; Metazoa; Chordata; Mammalia; Rodentia; Muridae. Gene Ontology annotation, cellular component: heteromeric SMAD protein complex. The record is from RefSeq and is a predicted model, not a curated record. Gene Ontology annotation, molecular function: I-SMAD binding; transcription regulator inhibitor activity.